GGCGCGGAAUCCGCGGCCUGGAGGAGGAGGCGGCGGCGGCGGCGGCGGGAACACGUUGAUCAUGGCGGCCGGGCCCAUCUCCGAGCGGAACCAGGAUGCCACGGUGUACGUGGGCGGGCUGGACGAGAAGGUCAGCGAGCCGCUGCUGUGGGAGCUCUUCCUCCAGGCCGGGCCCGUCGUCAACACCCACAUGCCCAAGGACCGGGUCACUGGCCAGCACCAAGGCUACGGGUUCGUGGAGUUCCUGAGCGAGGAGGACGCCGACUACGCCAUCAAGAUCAUGAACAUGAUCAAGCUGUACGGGAAGCCCAUCCGGGUCAACAAGGCGUCGGCCCACAACAAGAACCUGGACGUGGGGGCCAACAUCUUCAUCGGGAACCUGGACCCCGAGAUCGACGAGAAGCUGCUCUACGACACCUUCAGCGCCUUCGGGGUCAUCCUGCAGACGCCCAAGAUCAUGCGCGACCCGGACACGGGCAACUCGAAGGGCUACGCCUUCAUCAACUUCGCCAGCUUCGACGCCUCGGACGCGGCCAUCGAGGCCAUGAACGGCCAGUACCUGUGUAACCGGCCCAUCACCGUCUCGUACGCCUUCAAGAAGGAUUCCAAGGGCGAGAGGCACGGCUCCGCCGCCGAACGCCUCCUGGCCGCCCAGAACCCCCUGUCCCAGGCCGACCGGCCCCACCAGCUCUUCGCCGACGCCCCGCCCCCGCCCUCGGCCCCCAACCCCGUCGUCUCCUCGCUCGGCUCCGGCCUUCCCCCUCCGGGCAUGCCCCCCCCGGGCUCCUUCCCGCCCCCGGUGCCGCCCCCGGGGGCCCUCCCCCCGGGGAUCCCCCCCGCCAUGCCCCCUCCGCCCAUGCCCCCCGGGGCGGGCGCCCACGGGCCCCCCUCGGCCGGCACCCCGGGCGCCGGGCACCCCGGCCACGGGCACGCCCACCCGCACCCCUUCCCGCCGGGCGGCCUCCCGCACCCAGGGAUCUCUCAGAUGCAGCUGGCCCACCACGGGCCCCACGGGCUGGGCCACCCCCACGCCGGACCCCCGGGCUCGGGGGGGCAGCCCCCGCCCCGCCCGCCCCCCGGCAUGCCCCACCCCGGGCCCCCUCCGAUGGGCAUGCCUCCCCGCGGCCCCCCGUUCGGGUCACCCAUGGGCCACCCGGGCCCGAUGCCCCCUCACGGCAUGCGUGGCCCGCCUCCGCUCAUGCCCCCGCAUGGAUACAGCGGGCCCCCCCGGCCCCCGCCCUACGGCUACCAGCGGGGACCCCUGCCCCCGCCCCGGCCCUCCCCGCGGCCCCCCGUGCCUCCCCGCGGGCCGCUCCGGGGACCCCUGCCCCAGUAGGACCCCGGGUGUCCGGCCCGGCUCUGCCCCUGC
Molecule: messenger RNA, 1369 nt
Organism: Ornithorhynchus anatinus (platypus)
Lineage: Eukaryota; Metazoa; Chordata; Mammalia; Monotremata; Ornithorhynchidae
Gene: SF3B4
Product: splicing factor 3b subunit 4
Exons: 6
Coding region: 62-1336 (424 amino acids)
Biological process (GO): positive regulation of mRNA splicing, via spliceosome
Cellular component (GO): nucleolus; U12-type spliceosomal complex
Molecular function (GO): RNA binding
Source: RefSeq, a predicted model, not a curated record